AUGAUCCGCACGCGCGAUCCCCGCAUCCGCCAGCGGAUCAACCAGAUCUCCCAUAAUCUCGAGUCCGCGAACGAAACCGCCCAGGAGGGCCUGUACACGUUCUCUCACAAUUAUAUCUCUCCGUGUCUGGCUUCAAUCGGAAAUUGUGUCCAAGCAUGUACAGCGCCGUGCCUUCCAAGUCGCGAGGAACACCUCCGUCGCCGCCGACGCGGGCGGGCCGAGGCUAACUUCGAUUUCUACGACGACUGGGAGAAUGAAGAGGCUGAUGAUAGUCUGCUUGGAUGGGGCACUGGUGAACUUGACCGUCUCUUGGCAGGCAGUGGUCUAACCCGAGGCGGUGCAGAGCAACCGCGGCGCCAGAGGAGGAUGAGCUAUGGGACACGUAACACAAGGCGGAGGAGCACAGUACACAUCCCAGACAAUCGUGCCGACCCAACUGUCAUCCCAAGCUCUUCGUUGAUUGGGUUUUUGGAGCGCUUUCCCUGGCGAUUUGGAGCAAAAGGAGUAAAGUACCGGCCUUCAGCGGCAGAUUUACAGGAACACCCAGGCAGCACCCGAUUCCUUGCGCAGGAGAACGAGCCAUUGAUGGAAGCCGCCGAAGAUGACUGUGGUCCGAUAUCAUACCAGAACAAUGGGCGAAAUCGGAGUGGUACACAGUCAUCACGCGGGACAAGUAAUUCUCUCAGCUCCCGAGGCGACCUAUUCCCAAGUGAUGAAGAGGAGGAUGCCGUUCCACUAGACGAUGAGUUUGCACUUGUUUUUGGGCGUCGGAGUACUGGCUUAGAAUCAGAUGAUCAGUCUGGCACAAAACCAGAGAUGGUGAGAUCUGCUUCAGGCACAUCCAGUCUAGGCGACGCGUCAUCAAAAAAGUCGAAGCGCAAAAAGAAAAAGAAGCGGUCAUCAACAAAGUCCGCGAUUAGCUCGGAUCCGGAUCUUAUUCACAGCCUCGACACGCCCUCAAUAGCAGACCUGAAAAUAGAAGACGACCGCGCCGCGCGCGAAGAAGAGUCCGUCAUUGAAAGGAAGCGACUCGCAGCGCAUGAACUAGCAUUAAAAAGGGGCCUGGAUUCAGGCACUACUGAUACGAUGUCUACACCACUUGAUUCCAAGAUACAGGCUACGGGACUCUCCCCCACCCAAAGCCCUUCUGGAGGCCACACUCGACAAUCAAGCAACUCCUCUGGUCAACGCUUUACAAGCGAGCAGAUCGAGCCAUUCCCUUCUUUUCCGCUGCAACAAUCCUCACUGCCAGGCUCCCCUGGUGUCACAGCAGCCUCCCCCAGACCUAGCUCUUUGAAUGACCCAGACCCUAGUCAUGGCCCCAGCCAUUACGAUGGUAAUACACCUCACUAA
Penicillium macrosclerotiorum is the source of this 1353-nucleotide messenger RNA. RefSeq lists its product as uncharacterized. Bases 1 to 1353 code for a protein of 450 amino acids. The record is from RefSeq and is a predicted model, not a curated record. Lineage: Eukaryota; Fungi; Ascomycota; Eurotiomycetes; Eurotiales; Aspergillaceae. The transcript is spliced from 2 exons.